AUGAAGCAACAUCAUUGUUGCGUCAGUGUAAUGCAGUAUCAGAAGAAACAUUACAGCACGUGUUGCUACGCGAACCUGCGCUGGCUGUCAACAGAAACAUCAAAGGGAGAAAAGAGUGAUAGUCACAGGAAAAACGAUCUGAUCAUCACCAACAAGUUCACGCAAGCAACCGGACGAGAAAACACGGGGAUUGGAGACAUGCAAAGGAAGUUAAAAAAGAACCAUAUAAACUGCACUUAUCGUGGUAGUCAGCGCACCUUGAAUCCCUUGCGGCAUAAAUUGGACAAUAUCCUAAAAAGGCCUGAUAUCGCAAUGAGGUGGAAAGACGUGGUUCGAGUGACCGGACUAAGUGAUCUAGAGGGAUUACUAUCAGUGUGCGGGAAAAUGAUAUUUGACCUUAAGACAGUUGAAUCAAUCAUAAGAACCCCGCAAAUAUUCAUUUGCUACGCCAUUUAG
Molecule: messenger RNA, 456 nt
Organism: Opisthorchis viverrini
Lineage: Eukaryota; Metazoa; Platyhelminthes; Trematoda; Opisthorchiida; Opisthorchiidae
Exons: 3
Coding region: 1-456 (151 amino acids)
Source: RefSeq, a predicted model, not a curated record